Molecule: messenger RNA, 1005 nt
Organism: Momordica charantia (bitter melon)
Lineage: Eukaryota; Viridiplantae; Streptophyta; Magnoliopsida; Cucurbitales; Cucurbitaceae
Gene: PYL1
Product: PYR1-like 1
Biological process (GO): abscisic acid-activated signaling pathway
Cellular component (GO): cytoplasm; nucleus
Molecular function (GO): abscisic acid binding; signaling receptor activity; protein phosphatase inhibitor activity
Source: RefSeq, a predicted model, not a curated record
GUCCUCUCUCCCCUUCCAAAACCCGACAUUUUCCUGGCAGGAGGAAAAGAGCUCUUAACAGAAAUGGAAAAGGGCGAAGAGUCAGAAAUCGACCACCAACACGACGCCGCCGCCGCCCAAUCUUCCACCACCGCCCACCACCUCGCCGUGCCGGCUGGAUUGUCUCAGCACGAGUUCGAGGAGUUGAAGCACCUCAUCCUAGAGUUCCACACCUACGAACUCCGGGGCGGCCAAUGCUCGUCCCUGCUCUCCCAACUAAUCCGAGCCCCGCGCGACGUGGUGUGGUCCGUCAUCCGCCGCUUCGAUAAGCCGCAGACUUACAAGCACUUCAUCAAGAGCUGCGCCGUCGCGGAAGACUUCACAAUGGCCGUAGGUUGCACGAGAGACGUGAAUGUAAUCUCUGGACUCCCCGCCGCCACCAGUACAGAGAGGCUCGACAUACUGGACGACGAUCGAUACGUCACCGGAUUCACCAUCACCGGCGGCGAGCAUCGGUUGAGUAACUACCGGUCGGUGACGACGGUUCAUGAGAUGGAGCGCGAUGAUCAGAUCUGGACCGUCGUUUUGGAAUCGUACAUCGUGGAUGUGCCGGAAGGGAACACGGAAGAGGAUACGCGUCUAUUCGCCGACACGGUUGUGAAAUUGAAUCUGCAGAAGCUUACGUCUGUGACCGAAGGAAUGGCUCGGGCCGUCGAUGACGCAGGUACAUCCAAAUCACCACACUAAUUUCACAAACAAACAAAGAACGAAAGAAAGAUUCUGGAAGAAGGAAAAAAGAAAAUUAUUAAAGAAAGGAAAGAAGAGAAGGCAUUAUUUCUGAAUUUCUUCUUCUCUCUUUGAUUUUUGAUUUUGUUCUCUCUUUUUCUUCUCCGGGUGGCGUUGGGACUGUGAGUAUGAUGGAUCGAUUUUCCGUUGUUGUAUGAAGAACAUUAAAAUAUCCUGUAGUUCCAAGAGGAAAGCGAUAGGGGUAUUGAGCAGUGUUCUUUAAUCUGCUUUAUUAAUUCA